This is a messenger RNA of Brettanomyces nanus, 423 nucleotides long. RefSeq names its product RNA polymerase subunit AC19 (gene RPC19). Lineage: Eukaryota; Fungi; Ascomycota; Pichiomycetes; Pichiales; Pichiaceae. The transcript has a single exon. The coding region runs from base 1 to 423 and encodes 140 amino acids. Gene Ontology annotation, cellular component: RNA polymerase III complex; RNA polymerase I complex. Gene Ontology annotation, molecular function: DNA binding; DNA-directed RNA polymerase activity; protein dimerization activity. The record is from RefSeq and is a predicted model, not a curated record. Gene Ontology annotation, biological process: DNA-templated transcription.
AUGAGCGACAAAGAGGAGGAAAAUAAUCAACAGAAGGAGGAAACUACGAGCAAAACAGAAUCGUCAACUGUGGAAGAUGCUGAAAUGGAAGAGGAUAACCUUGACUAUGAAAAAAUUAAGGUGUUACCAGGAGCUUCUGAAGAUGGCACUCUUGCGUCUUUCCAAAUUGUUGACGAAGACCAUACCUUAGGUAAUGCCCUACGUUAUAUAAUUAUGAAGAAUCCCGCGGUAGAAUUCUGCGGUUAUUCAAUUCCUCAUCCCUCAGAGAACAAGAUGAAUGUCAGAAUUCAAACUUACGGAGAUCAGACUGCUGUUCAAGUGCUACAUAAAGGUCUAGAUGAUUUAUCAAAUUUGUGCGAGUACAUAGAGGACACUUUUAUGGCUAAAGUGAACGCCAAAGACUUUGCAACUGAAGAGCCUUAA